GUCCUCUAUGGCAAGAAUCAGAGACCCCACCCAGAUCAGGAGCCGAGCAUUGAACAGCUUUCGGGAUUGAAGGCAUUGUUGGACACAUCACAAUGUCCAUAUGCUGACUUUGCAAUCUUUCAGCCACAUGCAGCACGCAUCAUGAAGAAGAUACGUUUCCAGGGCUUGAUUCUGAACAAGGCAGGGGCCCUUGCACAGGCUGAAAUUUACGGGCCGCCUAACUUGGACAGCUGGAGAGCGUGUUACGAAGUGUGGGCAAAUGCUAUGAUCAUGCUUGAUGCCAUUAAUCUCGGUUCACUGCAGGCAUACAAGUCCAGAAUCGAAAUGCUGAGCGUCAGAUAUGGGGAUGCAAAAGUGUGGCCUCUCCUUUAUCAAGCGGACACACGUGCACGUCUAGAGCACCUUCCAAGGAAGAGGUUGGAGCUUCUCAAGGAGCAUCAAGACGCGACUUCUGCUGGCGGUGCAACUGCCUACGAGCCGGAUAGGCCGUGGAACCUCUCCUUGAGCUGCGUGGCGAAGGACGACAGAUUCUGGGCACAUGAGUUCAUUGAGCCGGCCAUGAUCAUCCUUUCAGAGGGAAAGGGGGUGCGUCCACCUCUGGAUGAAGAUGCCAGGGUGUCACCACAGCAUGACAAGUCAAGAUCAGUUUCAGCGGCAGCAGCGGGGGCAGUCAGACCUCGCAACCACAAUCGCACUGGCCGAGUUCAUGAUCUGGUGGAUGGUCAAUACAGGUCAAACCGCACUGGACAUCAGUUGUGCGCGGACUACAAUGCUGGCAAGUGCACAUCGACAGUUCAAGGAUCUUGGUGCGGCACCCAUCAGAACAAGGCUCACCAAUGUGCAAGAUGCUUGGGUACUCAUCCUUUGACCACGUGCCCACACACAGAACCUCCUCAGCCAGGUUGGAUCAAGAAUGCAGAACGAUCCAAAGGAAAGGGCCGGGGAAAGGGACGUGGGCGUGGCAGACAUAAGGGCGCUGCGCCCUACUGA
Molecule: messenger RNA, 990 nt
Organism: Cladocopium goreaui
Lineage: Eukaryota; Dinophyceae; Suessiales; Symbiodiniaceae
Source: the annotation of a GenBank genome assembly